Xenopus laevis (African clawed frog) is the source of this 697-nucleotide messenger RNA. RefSeq names its product canopy FGF signaling regulator 1 S homeolog (gene cnpy1.S). Lineage: Eukaryota; Metazoa; Chordata; Amphibia; Anura; Pipidae. The record is from RefSeq and is marked provisional. Gene Ontology annotation, cellular component: endoplasmic reticulum.
GUCAGAGAAGGCGGGGCGUGUUGUUUUCUACGUUUCCUCGGGAGUGCGCGGGAGUUUGGUUUGUGUGAUAAGUACUAAUUAUGAUGGCAAUUUUGCUUCACUUUGGAGUAUUGAUAACAGCAUUCUUAAGUAGCCACGUGGAAGGAAAGAGGGAUCCAAUAUUGUACUGUGGAGCCUGCAGGGCAUUGGUAGAUGAGCUGCUGUAUGAAAUUAGAAAAGUUAACCCAAAGAAGACAGUUGACGUGGGGUCAUUCAGGAUAAGUCCGGAUGGAAAACAAGAACAGAAUAAGGUACCCUUUGCAAAAUCCGAAUUGUACUUGACUGACGUUUUGGAAGAAAUAUGUGAAAAAAUGAAUGAUUAUGGACUCUAUGUGGACCCUACAACUCAGGAAAAAUCAUAUAAAAGAUUUGCUCCUAGAGAUAACGAGGGUAUUGGCUCAGUGGAUUUCAAGAAUUUCCAGUUCAAUCCUGAAGAGUCCAACUCUCUAAAAUAUGCGUGCGAGCGAGUAGUAGAGGAGCAUGAAGACGAAGUGUUAUCAGUUAUCACCAAGGAGAAUGAUAAUCUUGCUGACAAGCUGUGCACUGAGGAAACAGGUCUUUGCAAAGAAUACCUGCACAAUGAAUUAUAGAAGGUUUUGCAACUUUUCCAGAGCCUGCAAUCAUAAAUCUGAACACUAUAAAUUUCUGCCAUUGUAAA